GCGGCGCAGGUUGUUCCCGACGAAGAGGUGGGAGAGGCCCGACUUGGAGCAGCUGCGUGAAGAUUUGAUGCGCUUCUCUGGAUUCGUUCGUGUUGGUGACUGAACCGCGAUCCAGCAGAACCGGAUGGGGGGAAACGCUGCGAGCCGCUUCCCCGCGGAGGAUGAAGGAGGGGUAGCUUUUGUGAAGGGCAUCCGGCUGUCGGACAGAGUCAUCAGCCGGAUGAAAAAUUCGACAAAGACCAGCUGUUCUCACUUCUCAGCUGAUCCACCAACUCAGGUUGCAGCUCCCGUUCCGGCCCCAUCUGGCGACCCGUUGUUGCCUCUCCACGCUCCUCCCUCACCUCAGCUCAUCCCCACUCCUCCCAUUCCUCCCACACAGGAAGCCGUGACCACGUCUCCGUCAGUGGAAGCUGCUGCUCCUCCUGUCAAACCCGUCCCUCCUCUCCGCGAGAAGCUCCCCUCCCUCCCUCCUCCAUCUCCAGAGCCAGAAACUCCACCUGCCAUUUCUUCAAGGGCCGCAAACCCCGAAGUGCCUCAAUCUCUAACUCCACCUUCUGCUCGGGGACCACCUGAACCCAAAGAGCCAGAAACACAGACUACGCCUCAAAUAGAACAAGCGAAGGAACCACCGCCUUCUGAACCAGCUGCUUCUGGGCCUCUCGAGUCUGCUGCCACCCCAGAUCAGCCAGUACUCUCACCUCUUGCUUCUGCUUCAGCCCAACCUGGAGCUUCACAGGAAGCCUCUCCGUCGUGGCGACGUGAAGCGCCCACUCUGGUCCCGGCUCCGCCACAUCUGGAAGCGCCGCCUCCUAAAGAGCUGCCGGCGACAACAUUUCUGCCUCCUGUUGUGGAAGACGAAGAGCCUUCCUUACCACCACCACCACCUGCAGAAGUGAUGGAGGAGGAGCUGAGGGAGAAAAUCAGAGCAGAGAUACAGAAAAGUCUGGAGGAGGAGAUCAGCCAGAAGAGACGGGAGCUGCAGCGACAGCUGGAUGAGAUCCAGGUUCUGCGGCGGGCCGAAGCGGAGGCGGCGGCUCGGGCCGAGGCGGAGCAGCGGGUGAAAACGACUCUGGAGGCCGAGAGGGCGAUGCACACGGAGAAGCUGACGGAGAGAGAGAAGACGAUGGCGGAGCACGAGACGCUCAUGGCACAGCUUUAUUGGAUGGAGCUGAAGGCUCGUCAGCUGGAGGAGAGAGAGAAAGAGAUGAAGAAGCGCAACGAACUCUACAAGGAGCACGUUUCCAAACUUGAAGCAAAGUGCGCGGAGUUUUACAAAGUUUCAGCGGAAAGUUUCCAGAAAGGCGAAGAGGAGACUCACAAGCGUUUUGCACGUUUUAACAUCCAGCCCCUGUGCGGAGACCUUCAGGGUCAGAUCCUGAAAUGCUACAAGGAAAACCCAGGAAGAACUCUGACCUGCUCAGGUAUUGCAUCGGCCUACAUGCAGUGUGUGGACAACGCCAAGAAAGAUAAACUAACCACUGGCGGUUAAAGGGGAAACUGGGACAUUUGCAGCUGCAACAAGAUAAAAAUAAACUCAAAUCGAGACGCCGAGAAGUGAAAACGUUCAAAUUCAGCCGCUUUAAAUGUCGAAAUAUUUUUCCACAAAACUGCCCACGGCGUAGCAACCCAAUGUCUUUUGUCACGUGCACAAGCCAGUUUACCUUUAAAUGAAUUACAUUUGAUAUCGUUGUGUAGAACCAACCUUGCCACGUCAGUAGCAAACAGGAUUUAUAGGAGCAAACAAGAUAAAGAUGUGCAUCACUGGUUAGUUUAAUCAUUAUGUACGAGUGCCUUGAUUUCAGGAAAGCAGAUGCAAAGUAUAGAAAAAAAAAACUAUGCAAGGAGGUGAGUGUUUAUGCAGGGCAAAACCAACAACCAAAUGCAUUGGAGAAGCUUAUAAAUAAUGGGGUUCAAUGUCAAAGGGAAAUCAGGCUAAAUAAAGCACCACCAAACAAAAACAACUGACCCACUGGAAGCUUUAUUCUGUUGUUAUAAACCAACAACCUGGUUGACUGAAACCUGUGCUGCUGCGAUAGGUUUUCUUGCCAUUUACAUUCUUUACCUCGUUCUUUUUCCAACACAUGCAUGAUGCCCUUUGUAAUAGUCAGCUUUAAUCAAAAGCAAAGUAUUGGCUAUAAAACCAGAUUCUCCUGAUAGGCCUGAGAUUAGCUUUAGCAGGAAACCAUCGAAGCACCACAUGAGUCUAAAUUAUAUCUUCCCCACUGAAUGCCUCACAUGUCGGGAGACAUGCGUCUUUUUUAAUUGGCGGGGGGAGGGCAUAUAAAAUAAACUCAAAUUGAGACGCCGAGAAGGAAUAUCUUUGUGAUAUACAAACAAUGGCUUCCAGAGAUUCAAAGCGUGUGAAAAAUGUUGGAAAUUCACAGUCACCGUGACUCGGCACCUCACACUUCCGGACUGAAGCCCAGAUGGAGUUGGAUCGGUGCCAUGUGAAGCUGAACAAAAAAGGAUUCUGCAGGUCGGGCAAAGAUCAGACUCCAGCUGUUUGACGAAAGGAAACCAGGCACAGUUCAUCACUUACACUAUACCAAACUGUCCGAAAGGUCAUGUGGUGCCAGCGAUAUGAUGUGGGGUUGUUUUUGGUUUUGGGGGUUUCUUAUAGCUGCUUCUACCCAUAUUAUUUUAACACAUUUAUUCCUGCAGGGUCUGACAAUUGAGAUUCCUGUUACGUUUUGGCUGUGCACUUGCAAAUAUGUAAAAUAUAAACAGCAAGAUUUUAGUAUAUUUCUAACAAGGCAAACUAAAAUGAAAAUGGAAAAAACACAGGAUUUUUGUGGCUAGAGAAGAAGAAUCCCAGCCCAUCCAUACGUCUCUGAAGUCGUUUUUUGUCAUCAGGCCAUUUUUACCAUCCGGCUCCAGAUGCCAUCAUGUGUUUUUGACAUGUCUCUUUGUCCAAACUUACCAAACUAUCCGAUUUGUGCCCAUUUGAUUUGCUUUCUUCAUUUGUGUUGUUUUGUGGCAAAAAAAAAAUUAAAAUAACUGGGAGGAAAAAAAGAAGUGUAACUCAAAAAAUAAAAUGUCAGUUCCAAGUUCA
Poeciliopsis prolifica (blackstripe livebearer) is the source of this 3052-nucleotide messenger RNA. Its product is annotated as MICOS complex subunit Mic25-like. Gene Ontology annotation, biological process: inner mitochondrial membrane organization. The coding region runs from base 125 to 1489 and encodes 454 amino acids. The transcript has 9 exons. Gene Ontology annotation, cellular component: MICOS complex; mitochondrion. The record is from RefSeq and is a predicted model, not a curated record. Lineage: Eukaryota; Metazoa; Chordata; Actinopteri; Cyprinodontiformes; Poeciliidae.